This is a messenger RNA of Protomyces lactucae-debilis, 1395 nucleotides long. RefSeq lists its product as uncharacterized. Gene Ontology annotation, biological process: protein N-linked glycosylation. Gene Ontology annotation, molecular function: GDP-Man:Man(3)GlcNAc(2)-PP-Dol alpha-1,2-mannosyltransferase activity. The record is from RefSeq and is a predicted model, not a curated record. Gene Ontology annotation, cellular component: endoplasmic reticulum membrane. NCBI's taxonomy places the organism in Eukaryota, Fungi, Ascomycota, Taphrinomycetes, Taphrinales, Protomycetaceae. The transcript is spliced from 2 exons. Bases 1 to 1395 code for a protein of 464 amino acids.
AUGAACGCGCAGUUGAUUGCUACCGUCUUUCUGGGCACAGUCCUGGUCUUUGUUGUCUUUGCAGGAUGCCUUAGGAACAUACUACUGCCAUCUCUUCGUCGAAAGCUGAGACAGCAAUCACUGCGCAGACUUGCCCGACCUGUAGUGGUAGGAUUUUUUCAUCCUUAUUGCAAUGCUGGUGGUGGCGGAGAGCGUGUACUGUGGGCAGCGAUACGCUCUACGCAUGCACAUUUCCCAGAGACUUUUUGUGUGGUAUUUACAGGGGAUGUCGAGUCCAACCAGGAUGCCAUCAUUUCUAGAGCUCGUGAUGCAUUUGGCAUCGAAGUGGACGCCUCUCGCCUACAUAUUGUUCAUCUCGACAAGCGCUAUCUGGUCUCCCCAGAAACUUGGCCUCGAUUUACGCUCAUCGGACAAUCACUCGGCUCUUUGCCGCUUGUGUAUGAGGCCCUCACCGAGCUUGCACCCGAUGUGUUCAUCGAUACAAUGGGUUACGCUUUCACAUACCCGCUUGUCAGUCAUUUGCUGGGCAUACCAGUUGCAACAUAUACGCACUAUCCGACAAUUUCUAGCGAUAUGCUCAACCAAGCGAAUACCAGCGGUCUUCGAUUGCUCUACUGGAAAGCAUUUGCCAGGCUUUAUGCUACAGUCGGUAGCUACGCGGACUUCGUGAUGGCAAAUUCUACCUGGACUCGCAAUCAUCUAGCAUCGCUCUGGCACUGUGAUGAAAGACUUUCUAUCGUUUAUCCUCCCUGUAACACGGCCACUCUCACUGCACUGCCGGUUAGCACAGCCCGCCAGAAGGCUAUUGUUUGCUUGGCGCAAUUUAGGCGUGAAAAGAACCACGAGAUGAUCCUCCGAGCAUUCAGCAAGUUUUUGCAGCUUACGAGUGACCACGGAGACAAGCGUCUUGUCUUUAUUGGGACUGUGCGCAACACCGCAGAUCGCACUUGGAUUGCCCAUCUCAAAAAGUUAGCCCGCGACUUGCGUAUAGAUGCGCAGGUUGAGUUCAAAGAAGAUGUGCCGUGGCCAGAGGUCGUUGAGACACUUGGGCAGGCUUACAUUGGCUGCAAUGCCAUGUGGAAUGAACACUUUGGGAUCGGUGUCGUCGAAUAUAUGGCUGCAGGUCUCAUAUGUGUCGUGCAUGAUUCUGCUGGACCGAAACUCGACAUUGUCACUCCCUUCGAUGGUGGCCCAACCGGCUUUCAUGCGACAGAUGAAGACUCGUUUGCAGAUGCAUUUUCGAAGGCGUUCAGUCUGCCAGAGGAGGCAUGCAUGCAGAUGCGACGCCGUGCUCAGCAGGCUGCAGGACGAUUUUCGGAGGACGUCUUUGACGGUGCGUGGCAGCAGUGCAUGUCUCGGAUUCUGCGCAUGGAAAGAAGACACAGAUUAGCAUAA